AUACCAGAACCGCAGCAGAUCAGGAGACAGGUCUUUGUAUCUUCUUGGACGGGGCAGCUGAAGAGGACGCAAGCCAAGUUGCGGAGCAGCCAAUCGAAGGGUGGGGCCGGCUAAAGCCCAGCCAUGUGGGCUGGGCUGGGGCUUACCCUGGUUCUCUGUCUCCUCCCACGAGGAGGCACGGAGAGCCAGGAGCCAAGCACCCGUUGUAAAGAACCUCCAGAAUGGCGAAUCGGAGAACAAAACCCUAUGCUGGAUUCCAGAGGUCUCGUGACAGUGGUGGCUCUUCUCCAAGCUAGCUGAUACUUGUGCCUGUUGCAGGCUUCUCGACUGGAAGACCUGCGACUGAAGCUGGAAAGUUAUGGCUUGGUCAAUGUCUCUUUUAUGGUGAUCAAUCACCAAGAACACAAUUCCCAGCGGAAAUAUCACCUUCUAAGAGAGAAGGUUUCAGAGUACAUUCCUGUAUACCAGCAGGAUACGAAACAGCCCGAUGUUUGGACUACUCUAAAGGGAAAGAAGGAUGACUUCCUAAUCUACGACAGGUGUGGCCGUCUCGUGUAUCACCUUAGUUUGCCUUACUCUUUUCUGCAAUUUCCAUAUGUGGAAGAAGCCAUUCAGAUCGCAUACUGUGAAUCAAAGUGUGGAAACUGCUCUUAUCUGACACCAGAGACUGAAGAAAUAUGUAGAAACAUUUCAAAGAAGCCGGAUGAAAACCCAGCAGAAGCAGCACCUCUUUCCUCUCAGCAUGACCAGUUGCCUCCCCAUCGCCAUCAUGGCCAUCAUAGGGAAGAGAACCAUAGACAUCGGUCUCCACAGAACAAUCGGCGACAUAACAACAGAGUUGUGGUGCACAACAGAGAUGGACAGGCAGGUAGUCAGGAUAUUGUAGAAGCUGCCCCACAGCAAACAGUUGUGGUGGUUCCCCCACAAAGGAAGAGGCUUUGA
Molecule: messenger RNA, 942 nt
Organism: Rhineura floridana
Lineage: Eukaryota; Metazoa; Chordata; Lepidosauria; Squamata; Rhineuridae
Gene: SELENOP
Product: selenoprotein P
Exons: 5
Biological process (GO): selenium compound metabolic process
Cellular component (GO): extracellular region
Molecular function (GO): selenium binding
Source: RefSeq, a predicted model, not a curated record